UCCGCAGCCUCAGCCCUGGGACGGCGACCCCAGCGUCCGAGAGCCCAGAUGCCGGCCCACUUGCUGCAGGAGGAGAUCUCCAGCUCCUACACGACCGCCACCACCAUCACAGAGCCUCACUCCAGGAUCCUGCAGAAUGGGGAGGGCAAGCUGGACAAGAGCCUCCUACAGGCGGAAGAAGACAUCCGCCCCGAGAUGAAAGAUGACAUUUACGACCCCAGCUACCAAGACGAGAAGGGCCCGAGGCCCCAGGUCGUGUAUGUUUGGAGGAACAUCAUCCUUAUGUUUCUGCUACACUUGGGAGCCCUGUAUGGCAUCGUCUUGGUCCCCACGUGCAAGGUCUACACCUGGCUCUUUGCGUUUCUCUAUUACCUAAUCAGUGCCCUGGGCAUAACAGCAGGAGCCCAUCGCCUGUGGAGUCACCGGAGCUACAAAGCUCGGCUGCCCCUGCGGCUCUUCCUGAUCAUCGCCAACACAAUGGCUUUCCAGAAUGAUGCUUACGAAUGGGCCCGAGAUCACCGUGUUCACCACAAGUUUUCAGAAACAGAUGCUGAUCCUCACAACGCCCGACGUGGCUUUUUCUUCUCUCACGUGGGUUGGCUGCUUGUGCGCAAACACCCAGCUGUCAAAGAGAAGGGUAGCUUGCUAGACUUGUCUGACCUAAAAGCCGAGAAGCUGCUGAUGUUCCAGAGGAGGUAUUACAAGCCCGCCGUCCUGCUGAUGUGCUUCAUCCUGCCCACGUUUGUGCCCUGGUAUUUCUGGGGUGAAACUUUUAAACACAGCUUGUACGUCGCCACGUUCUUGCGGUAUGCCAUUGUGCUCAACGCCACCUGGCUGGUGAAUAGCGUCGCCCACCUCUAUGGAUAUCGCCCUUACGACAAGAACAUUAACCCCCGGGAGAACAUCCUGGUCUCGCUGGGAGCUGUGGGUGAGGGCUUCCACAACUACCAUCACUCCUUUCCCUAUGACUACUCCACCAGUGAGUACCGCUGGCACAUCAACUUAACCACGUUCUUUAUCGAUUGCAUGGCUGCCCUCGGCCUGGCUUAUGACCGGAAGAAAGUGUCCAAGGCGGCCGUCCUGGCCAAGAUUAAAAGAACUGGAGAUGGAAGCUACAAGAGUGGCUGAGUUUGGGGUCCCUUGGUUUCCUUUCCCAAAAGCCAGCAAGGCAGAGUUUUAAUGUUCUGUUUAUUAACUACUGAAUAAUGCUACCAGGAUGCUAAAGAUGAUGAUGUUAACCCAUUCCAGUACAGUAUUCUUUUAAAAUUCAAAAGUAUUGAAAGCCAACAACUCUGCCUUCAUGAUGCUGAGUUCUUCUCUUCUCUGUCUUCUAGACCCAUCGCCCUUUUCUUUGCUUUGGUCCUGUCACCUUCCUUUCUCUUCUCCCCGUAGCCUCCCAGACAAGCAGCUGGUAAGGCAUUGUUGGGUGUCCAGCUUCUGGAGUCUAGGCAGCCUUUCUAUCCGAAACUAGUGGUUCUGCCCCAGGUAACUCUUUCCUUGAACUGUUCUGAGCUUCAAGGUAGGUGGCUCAAGCUAGAGAUUUGGCAAAACCUUCUGGGAAGACUCCUAUUAAUGAUCUUCAUGUCAGGCUUUUGCUAGAUGGAAUGGAAAAGCAACUUUAUGUGGCACAAAGCUUCUAAAGCAGGUAAAUUGUCAGGGGAGAGAGUCAGCAUGCACGGCAUGAUUGAUGAGUAAGGAUGGGGUGAGGUGGGAAACAAAGCAAGAAGCUCCUGAUGUGAGCAAACAUAUAGCUGCCUGCCUAGUGAGGACAUGGAGCCCCCACACAGCGUGCUUCCUUUCUCUCCUGACUCCGAGUAGGGAAUGGCCGUGGAGCUUGGCAAUGCUAGAACACAAAAGCAAAUCUUAGGUCCCAAGGGACUGUAGGCUGAGGAUAGAGAAGAAGCAUUUAGUUUGUAGUACAAGUGGUCUUUGAUGGAGAUUUAUUUUUUCUUUAAUAACAGAAAGAUUUAUUUCAUAUAUCAGGAAGUCUUGAGGUUGGUUGUUUCCAGAAUUGGUGAAUCCAAUCGCUCAUGGAAUCAUCAAAAUUCUUUCACCUUUCUGCUCUGCCAUCUGACCCUUGGGAUAUGGGUCAGCUCCACUCAUAGUAAUAAGGUGGCUGCAGCAUUUCAGACAUCCAAAAAAGGAAUGCAUUGGUGGUAUCACGGUGAGCAUUCCAAAAAAGGAAGGAUUUUAGGAGGUAGGUCAAACAAAUAUAUAUAUAUAUAUACAGAUAUACUUUGCUUAGAAUAUGAAAUAAUUCACUCAGAGUAUUUUCCUCUGAAAGAGGAAUGCUUGAAGAAGAGGAAGAGUUAGGUGGGUUGUCUACUUUGCCCCCACUAUUGGACAGGGGAUAGA
Messenger RNA from Miniopterus natalensis, 2355 nucleotides. RefSeq names its product stearoyl-CoA desaturase (gene SCD). Gene Ontology annotation, molecular function: iron ion binding; stearoyl-CoA 9-desaturase activity; palmitoyl-CoA 9-desaturase activity. Lineage: Eukaryota; Metazoa; Chordata; Mammalia; Chiroptera; Miniopteridae. Gene Ontology annotation, cellular component: endoplasmic reticulum membrane. The record is from RefSeq and is a predicted model, not a curated record. Gene Ontology annotation, biological process: unsaturated fatty acid biosynthetic process; response to fatty acid; monounsaturated fatty acid biosynthetic process.